UCUAAGUUAACAAGGACAAGGAGUGUGGUGUUUUGGCUUGGAUGGGUUCUUUUGUGUAGCGCUGAGGGAGAAAUCAAGGCCCAACUGACAGAUAGGAAUUGUGGUUCAGAGGUAAGACUGUCUGGAAACUUAUGAGGCCGAAAUUUGGUUGAAUUCGUCUUUAUUUCCAAUGAAAGAUAUGUGCGGGGGCUGAUGGGAAAUGUGCUAUGCUGUUCGGUAGAACGAGGUUCAGAUCUAACCAGGAAGGGUGUUGUGUCAGCGAUGGCGAGUGGCACACGAGUGCGAAAUCCACAACCAAAAACCAACUUUGUUAAUUUUAUCAGCCUGAUACAGGGAGCACUGGCCACUCCCAAGCUUGUUGUGGACAGGAAAACGAUUGAAAAAUCAUGGAAGCUUAUGGACAAGGUUGUAAAAUUAUGUCAACACCCACGGAUGAACCUGAAGAACAGUCCACCUUUCAUUUUGGACAUCUUACCCGACACUUACCAGCAUUUAAAGCUGGUGUAUAACAGACAUGAUGAUAAACUGCAGACACUGAAUGAGUGCGAAUACUUCCGAAUAUUUAUUGAAAAUCUUAUGAAUAAAUGUAAACAGACAAUAAAACUGUUCAAGGAUGGGAAGGAAAAAAUGUUUGAUGAGCAGUCCCAUUACAGACGUAACCUGACAAAGCUGUCUCUAGUCUUCUCUCACAUGCUAGCCGAGUUGAAGGCUAUCUACCCCAGUGGCAGUUUUGCUGGGGAAACCUUCAGAAUUACCAAAAGUGAUGCCUCAGAUUGGUGGAAGCGAUCAUUUGGGGACAAAACAAUUGUGCCAUGGAAGGUGUUCCGUCAAAUCCUGAAUGAAACUCACCAGAUCAGCUCACCUUUGGAGGCCAUGGCCCUGAAGACAACCAUAGACCUUACCUGUAAUGACUAUAUUUCCUGUUUUGAAUUUGAUGUAUUCUCAAGGUUAUUCCAGCCCUGGACCAAUCUGCUCAGAAAUUGGAAUGUGUUAGCUGUAACCCAUCCCGGUUACGUGGCCUUUCUGACCUACGACGAGGUCAAGGCCAGAUUGAGGAAAUAUGUGAAUAAACCAGGAAGCUAUGUGUUUCGUCUGAGCUGUACCCGUCUUGGCCAAUGGGCGAUAGGCUAUGUGACAGCGGAGGGGCAGAUCCUGCAGACUAUACCCCAGAACAAGUCCCUGUGUCAGGCUCUACUGGAUGGACAGAGAGAGGGCUUUUUCCUGUACCCAGAUGGUCGGAAUAUCAACCCAGAUUUGAGUUUCCUGGUGCAGGACUGCCAGGAGGACCAUAUAAAGGUCACCCAGGAGCAGUAUGAGCUGUAUUGUGAGAUGGGCUCCACAUUCCAGCUCUGUAAGAUAUGUGCUGAGAAUGACAAGGAUAUAAAGAUAGAACCAUGUGGUCAUCUGCUGUGUACGCCAUGUCUAACGCAGUGGCAGGAUUCUGAUGGUCAGGGCUGCCCGUUCUGCAGAUGUGAGAUUAAGGGGACAGAGCAGGUUGUGGUUGAUCCAUUCAGCCCAGACAGUACCAGGAAGGCUGGUGUUAACCAGGACAUGGAUGAGGAUGACACUUUGGAGGAUCCCAGCCCAUGGCUGAGUCACAGUAAUUUACAGACUUUAUCUCAUACAUCCAGAGAUCAGUCAAGUAGUCGUCUGUCUCCACUGGCAUCUCCGAGUGCUUCCCGACGAGAAGCCCCUCCCCCUGUUCCUCCACGCCGGUUUUCUCCUGUCGCCAGCCCCACUACAUCCCCAACAUCCUCCCCACAACCACCCAGUCGGCGUAAUCUCCCCCCGACUCCCCCUUCCCCAGAUGAUGAUAUGUACACGCUGUGUGACAUGAUGGCUGGUAGUAAGGCACCUGGCCAGAAAAACGUGCCCGUAGAUGUGGACAACACUGGUGCGUCAGUAUUCUAUGCAGAGCUGAGAUAUGAGAACACAUCCACCCCUCAAACCGCAGGGGGUGAAGGUAGCCCUGGUCAGGACUAUGAUAAACCUCUGGCAGGUGUGCACCCCAUACUGCCAGAGCCCACAUCCACAGAUGAUGACCAGUCCUACCAGAACACUCCAGCAGAAGUGACAGAGGCUUCUUCAAGUUCUAAAGCUGCUCCAAGACGGGUACCGAGUGAAUAUGACUUUCCACCCUCAGUACCACAACACAGAACAACAGGGGGGAUAACUCCUACCACAGAGGAGAACUCCAAACCAAGGAAAGCUGCUGAGAGUAUACAGCAUAUGGAUCGCCCACAACCGGCCCCUCGAGGGAAACUGUGUGAUAGACAGGACAACAAGGAGAACAACAGUCUCAAUGAGAUGUACGUGGAUCAGCUGGUGGGCCAGGGCUAUGACAGACUGCAGGUUCUAGAGGCUUUACGCGUCUCACGCAAUAAUCUGAAAAUGGCAGAGGAGAUUCUAGAAGCAUUCGCUCGGCGACAUUAGGAUGUUUCUUUCAGGCCUUCAGUGAUGAUACCAUGAUUUACUACGAGUUUGCUGUGCAAGGCUGUCACAGGAGGAAGUGGAAUGUUCAAGGGACAUAACUCUGUACACCAUUUGUGGACUCCCUGACAAUUUGGACAGAGCAGAUAAAGUGCUGUUAAGCAGCUAUAGCUGGCGUACUGUAUGGCAGUCCUCUGAGUGGAGGCAGACUGUCCGUGCAGUAGAAUAUCCUAGUGUUGUGACUAAAGCCCCUGGGUGCACGGGUGAAGGGAUUUCUUUCCCUUACUGUCUGUUGUUGAGGUAGAUUGGUCCACCUUACAUUGCAUAAGUGCUUACGGCAAAAACAAACUGAUGACACAAUGUGUCUUGUAAGCUUCUGGGACUGUAUUGCUGCUACUUACAUUUCUUGUUCUGCUUUAGAUAAUAGACUUUAGUACCAGAGAACAGCUCUACUUAACAGGUGAUUUUUACUUUUUAAUGGAUAGGUAAAGUUAAGUUGUUAUUUGUAUUUCCCAUGACAUUUGGUGCCCAUUACACUAGAGUAUGUUGAUUCUUAUUUCUAUUUUUCAUUGAAUUUUUUUUUCUCACUCUCCACCAUAUCAUCUGAACAUUUUAAAUCAAACUAUGUCAAAAUGGUGAUAAAUGUAAGAAAUGUGUUGCUUUUAAGUGGUUUAUGGUGUACAGCCCAGAUUGGUUGCAUUUAUGCUCAAUGCUGAUGUUAAGCUGAAUGCUGAUGUUAAACUGAAUGCUGAUGUUAAGCUGAAUGCUGAUGUUAAGCUGAAUGCUGACUUUAAGCUGAAUGCUGACUUUAAGCUGAAUGCUGACUUUAAGCUGAGUAGUCUUUGUACAGAUCUCACGUCUGUUCUUAUGUACAACACCUCGCUUGUCAACUGAGCACUUUCUACAACUUCUGCAGCUGGCACCUUGAUUGGUCUGCUUAGCAUUGACUGUGGUUAAAGGAAGUAAGCUUAUGACACUGACGUAGAUGAAAUAGCUACUUAUAAGUUAGUUCCGUGACACUUUUGAUGUUUACAUGACCUUGACUGCCGUGUAGAGCACAUUGAAUCAUUUGUAUCACCAUAUUGUGUAUUACAUGUAUUUGUUUGCUUCAAAAGCUAGACUUUGAAGAAUCAUCAAUUAAUGAGGAAGUACUGGGGAAACAUAAGCUGCUGGAUCAGUGAUUCAAAAGGAAAUUUAGAGGCCCUGUAGAUAGAGAAUGAGGUGUUAACUUUUUUGUCUAUGCAUUCUCUGGAAAGAAGUUUUAAUGGAAGCCCUUUUGAUAGUUUAGGAUGUUCAUUUAAAUUAGUUAUCAGUUUAUUCCGUGUACUGCAGUUAAAAUCACCCAAACUUGCAUGAUAUGAUACAAACAUCUGUCAGAGUCUCAGCAUUGAAUGCUUUAACUCUGAUUCUAUUAUUAGACUGUGAGAUGAAUACUCCAGUACUAUGCUGAUUUGCCAGCAAUACAGAAUUAGUAUUUUGCAGGCACUUCCUAAAGUUACCAUUUAUUGGAAUUCAGAUGUCAUUAAAUACAUACAAAGCGUUAUAUUUAGGCAAGACACAGUGUGCUACUUCUGUGCACAGGCUUAAAAAUUGAACACUAUGGGUAAGUGUUUGUGAAGUCCUUGUAACAGUAUAAAACUGUGAGCAGUUGUAUGAAGAUACUUUGACUUGGUGUGCCAUGGAUAAAGCACAGGGUAUGACAUACAGCUAUAAUGCUAUUGUAGACAGGAUAACGUUUACUUUUGGGCAGGUAAAUUUGUAAUCGGAUUACCCUGCCAAAUAUUUAACAUGUAUUGUACAUUUGAAGCUUUAAAUCUGGUCACAGGGGACAAAAAUUCACAUACGUGUAGACCAUGUGUUGAAAUGUGUGUUAUAAGAUGUUUACAUAGAAUAUGUGAAGUCAUUUUCAGAUAUGUAAUUCUGAAAUUCCAAUACCAGAUUGGACAGGAGCCAGGGCUGGGUAUAAUGUGUUAAUUUUAUAGAGAAGCUGUACUUGCAGAAUAC
This is a messenger RNA of Liolophura sinensis, 4434 nucleotides long. Its product is annotated as E3 ubiquitin-protein ligase CBL-B-like. Gene Ontology annotation, molecular function: receptor tyrosine kinase binding; phosphotyrosine residue binding; calcium ion binding. Gene Ontology annotation, biological process: cell surface receptor signaling pathway; negative regulation of epidermal growth factor-activated receptor activity. The record is from RefSeq and is a predicted model, not a curated record. The coding region runs from base 193 to 2433 and encodes 746 amino acids. The transcript has 13 exons. Gene Ontology annotation, cellular component: plasma membrane; membrane raft. Lineage: Eukaryota; Metazoa; Mollusca; Polyplacophora; Chitonida; Chitonidae.